Messenger RNA from Magallana angulata, 2845 nucleotides. RefSeq lists its product as uncharacterized. Bases 696 to 2261 code for a protein of 521 amino acids. Lineage: Eukaryota; Metazoa; Mollusca; Bivalvia; Ostreida; Ostreidae. The transcript has 2 exons. The record is from RefSeq and is a predicted model, not a curated record.
GAAAUUCCUGAAAGUGAAAGUGUUCCCUUGUAUGUUUUAUCGCUAAGUGAUUCAAUUUAUUCUUCUGAGAUAACUCACAAGGAACAUCUUUUAUCGUUAUGCGCCUUUUCUACCAAAAAUCACCUUUCACGCACAGCAUUUCAGCAAUUACUGAAGUUAAUAGAUAUCCAUCUGCCAGAAAAAAAUUUGUGUGAGACCAGUGUGAACAAAAUCAAAGAAAAGGUUGGAUUUCAUGGAAGUUACUUUCAAUGCCAUGAAUAUUGUGACACCUGUGGAGCUCUCUAUCCAAAUGAUAAGCUUAUUCAUCAAUGCACUACUCCUAGAUGUACUGGAAUGAGAUGUGAUACUAAGGAUGGCAAAAGCAACUAUUUUGUAAGUGGGGACAUGAGAACACAAUUAAAAGAAAUUCUUGAAAAUGAAGAAAACUGGAAUGAAGUUAUAUCCUCUCUACAACGUACAAAAAAGGAUGAAAUAUAUGACAUCUUGGAUGGAAGGAAGUAUCAAGAGCUAAAAAGCAAAUGCAAAUAUAUGACAGUAACAUUGACAAUGUUUACAGAUGGCGUGUCACUAUUCAAGUCAUCAAAAGUUUCCCUUUGGCCAGUUUAUCUUGUUGUGAAUGAACUUAGUCCAUUUUCAAGAUUUCUUAGGAAAAAUAUGAUCUUGUGGGGUUUGUGGCAGGUCAAGGGAAGCCUAAGAUGAACACUUUUUUUCCAUUUGUUAAAGAAAUGAGAACACUUUACAAUGAAGGAUUAUCCGUGGAAACAAUUGCAGGAAAACAAACCAUUUACAUCAUCACUAAUACAUUGACCAUGGACCUGCAAGCACAGGCUUGUGUAUUUAAUAUGAUGCAACACAAUGGUUUAUGCGCAUGCAUAUUCUGUGAAGAAACCGGAGUUGUUGUUAAAAGUGGAAAAGGCCACACUCGUAGCUUCCCUUACCGUGAAAUAAAACCAAAAGCACGUACAAGCGAAUCAAUCGAUGCCAGUGUAGAACAGGCUGUACAACAGAAAAAACCAGUCUGUGGAUUCCAUGGGAGAUAUAUUUUAAAACAUCUCCCUUGGAAUGAAUUUCAUGUCAACUGCACCAUUGACUACAUGCAUGGCUUUCUUCUUGGAUUUUUAAAAAGAAUGAUGACCCUUUGGAUAGAUGGUUCAAGUUUUGAACAACCUUAUUUCAUUGGACAUAAACUGAAAGAAAUUGACAAAACCUUGAAAAACAUCAAAACACCUUACAUCAUUCAUCGAACUCCAAGGAAAAUUCAAAAUAACUUAAACCACUGGAAAGCAUCGGAGUUUCGUUCCUUUCUGCUUUAUUAUGGAAUACCUUGUGUAGAAGGAAUUUUACCCAAUUCUUACUUAGAACACUUUGCCUGUCUUGUCGAAGCAACAUUUCUUCUACUUCAAGAAAAGAUUACUGCGAAAGAUCUAAACCGAUGUAAGAAACUUCUUGAUGUUUUUUACAAAUGCAUGGCUCCACUUUAUGGAGAAGAAACUUGUGGACUCAAUGUCCACAACCUUAGCCACAUUGUUGAAUGUGUGGAAAACUGGGGACCUUUGUGGGCUUACUCAUGUUUUUCUUUUGAUUCAUGUAAUGGAGAAAUCUCAAAAGCUAUCCAUGGAAAGGGAAAUGUAAGUGGUGAGGUCUACUGGGCUGUUCACAGUGAAAAGAUUCUUGAAAAUGAAAUAAAAUCGCUUCCACAUGGAAAAGCUAAAGUUCUCCUGAAAGAAAUUAUGUCAUCCAGAAAUACACCUAACAAUGAGAAUCUUGAAGUUGGUGAACAAUGUUACGUUAUGAAGCCAUUAGUUAAAAUGAACAUCAUCCCACCUUCACUAGCAAAAGAGAUAUCAAUUCAUUUGAAGAUUGAAGAGGAUAAACUGCAGAGAAUUGAUAUUUUCAAAGCUGUAAAAAUCCAAAGAAACAGAUUUGUUUUUUAUAGCAAACAAUGUGGCAGAGUAAAGCAAAACAAUUCUUACACUGUUUUACUUCAACAACCCAUCAAUAGAUGUGACAUAGUUCAGGUGGAAUACUUCAUUCAUAUCAGUAGUCCACGAACGACCAUAGGUGUAUGCAGUGGAUUUCAGCGGGUCCACAGCUUGGUAAAAGGAAGGGCACCUCAUAUACAAGUAUUGGAGCUCAAAAGUCAAGAAGAGGAUAAUUUUAUGCUUGUUCCAGUUUCUUUGUUUGAGGAGCACAUUGUAUACAUGGAGGCCAGUGGAAGAAAAAUCAUUGCCCGCUUCCCAAAUUUCAUAGAGAGGGACUAAUCAGAUUACAUAGUAACAGUUAUUCAUCUUUCAUAAUUGUGUUGAUGAAUUUAAGUCUAUUUAAAUCAAGGAUUUAAAACUGAAUGGUGUUGUUUCAUCAAGGUGUUCUGUUAUUAUGACAAGAUUCACAUACAGGAUGUUUAUCAUUACACUGUGCACUACAUGUGAAGAACGAAUGCAAUUUGGACAUUUUACGUACUCAUUGAUGGAUGAUAAAUUGUGCUCAAUACAGCAAUAUUUAGAGAAGUGUCAUACACAUUUUAUUUUGAAUUAUAAACAUGAUAUGUUACAAUGGGUAUUGAGGGACAUUAAUACAGAACAAUCCACAGCAUAUUAUUAUUGAAAAAAUACCUCUGUUGUGCCUUGAUUGUUUUAGUUGUGACUUGAAUGAAAAUGUUACACUUUCCUAUCUGUUCUGUUGUUGUUUGAGGAAUCCUAAUGACUGAAAAAACUUUAACUUUUUGAUUUUUAAAAGUUUUCAUGUAAUAUGCCAAGGUGUUAUUUAUAGGAUACUCAUUGGGGUGUUAUUUAUAGAAUUCUAAUCAAUUACAUGUACCGUAGAGACUGAAAAGUAUUUGCAUAAU